GUCCUUAAGGUGACCCGUACAUCUGCGCAUGCGCAUGUCGCUUUUGGUACGGUGAGCGUGUGACUUUAAUUGUAGUGUCACGCAGUAUUGGUGCAUAAUUGCAGGUUUUAUGUUGUCAAAGUGUUAAAAUAGAAUAUAAGUGAACAAAAAUGGCUCUCAGAAGGUGUUGGAGGUUUGCAGGGGUUGUCCCACGGCUGAUAUGGAACAACAGCGUCCUGCCUGGAGCGUCUGUCCCUGGAGGACAAGGCUUUGUGCCCAGCCUUAUUAACUCUCACCCCGGCUGCAAAACUACUGUGUUGCUGCCCUGUAGAUUCAGCUCAGGGCCAACCAGCACGGAGGUGAGCUAUGAGGAGCUGAAGAAGCUGCUGGCUGCACAGAAGUCUGUGGUCAUCGAUGUCAGGGAGCCAUGGGAGCUCAGGGAGUACGGCUUCAUCCCCGGGUCAAUUAACGUACCCCUGGGACAGGUGAACGCUGCUCUCCAGCUGGCUCCAGAAGAGUUCAAAGAAAAGUUUGGUGGUGAAAUGCCCCAGCCGACAGAUCACAUUGUAUUCUCUUGUCUGGCAGGGAUCAGAAGCAAGAACGCUCUCAACGCAGCCACUUCACUGGGAUACAAUGAUGUGCAGCAUUACCCGGGUGGAUGGCAAGACUGGAUGAAGAAUGAAAAACAUAACUCCUAAAACAAGAACAGAACAGAAAGAUUAUCUCCAGAUUUGUUUGUGUGUUUUUAAAGAAAUCAAUUGAAAUCUGAUUACUAAGUGAGGUUGCAAAACAAGGAGGUGGGUAUAUGGUGCUUCAAAAGUUAAUUCAGUUUUCUGUUUUUAAAAACAGUGAUCUAAAGAUGUUUUUCUUACGCCAUGAAUCCCAAAGACUGAAACCAGAGGGCUCAGUAGACAUCAACAAUCCUGUCUUCUGGUAAAACAAGCUACUGAUAAAAACCUUUAUGACUCCUGAACAAACUAAUAAAUAACUUGCAACUUUUUCAACCUUAUAACAAAAGAGAUAAAGAAGUGCUACUAUCAGUUUUUAGACUAUCUAUGCAAAAGACUACUUAACUCUGUAUGACUGUGAUUCAAUAUGAAGUCUUCCAUUGCACAAUAUCAACAGCUCAACAUUUCAACUUGAUGUAUUGUAAAUAUUUAAUGUCUUUUUGCACAUAGAUGAAGAUGUUCAGUUGUUGCCAACACGAUUCAAUAAAAUAUAUAGUUUUGAUUAACAA
Messenger RNA from Notolabrus celidotus (New Zealand spotty), 1216 nucleotides. It is a transcript of the gene tstd3, whose product is annotated as thiosulfate sulfurtransferase like domain containing 3. Gene Ontology annotation, molecular function: thiosulfate-cyanide sulfurtransferase activity. Gene Ontology annotation, cellular component: mitochondrion. Bases 150 to 677 code for a protein of 175 amino acids. The record is from RefSeq and is a predicted model, not a curated record. The transcript has 4 exons. NCBI's taxonomy places the organism in Eukaryota, Metazoa, Chordata, Actinopteri, Labriformes, Labridae.